Messenger RNA from Phacochoerus africanus (Common warthog), 1718 nucleotides. Its product is annotated as zinc finger protein 211-like. The record is from RefSeq and is a predicted model, not a curated record. The transcript has 2 exons. Gene Ontology annotation, molecular function: RNA polymerase II cis-regulatory region sequence-specific DNA binding; DNA-binding transcription factor activity. Bases 667 to 1683 code for a protein of 338 amino acids. Lineage: Eukaryota; Metazoa; Chordata; Mammalia; Artiodactyla; Suidae. Gene Ontology annotation, biological process: regulation of transcription by RNA polymerase II.
CGGUUUGCUGGGACUGAAGGCCGUUACCGCAGGCUGGGGAUGGAAGUAACAGACGGUGAUGGCACAAUGAAAGGCUUUGUCCAGUGAACAGAGGCACUUUUAGGGUCGGGGACAUCGCCGCAUGCGAGGCCGGCGGGAGACAGCGGCGUCGGGGCCUCUCGCGACGCUCGGCUGUCCCCUCUCCGCCCCGCCCAGUGGGUCCGGGGGCGGCGGCCGCGCUGAGGGACCCGCCCCCGGGGAAACGCUCGUGCUCGGGCCUCCCAGCCCUCACCCGCCAGACACCGAGGCCCCGAGCGCGGGGCGCCUGCUCGCGUGCCUGCAGCCGGUCCAGGACGGUUGUUGGCCUGGAACGGAAGAUAAGGAAGCAUCUUCUGAACAGAGCAUUUCUGUAGGAGUAUCACAGAUCAGGACCAUCAAGGCAGAUUCAUCUCCCCAGAAGGCCCAGGCCUUUGAGAUGUGUGGCCCACUCCUGAGAGAUAUCUUGCACUUGCCUGAACUUGGCAUCAGAAUUUCCCUGCCAAGCUUCAGCAGUACCAGAGACAGCACUUUAGAGAGAUACCCUUCAGAAGUUCUGUGCACAGAGCCUUGUUGGUAAAGAGCUGCACAACGCAUGUGUCAGGGAGACCCUUUUCCUGUGGGGAGAUUGGCAACGACUUCUUAGCCAGCAUGGAAUUCUUCCAUCAACCAGUGACUCACACUGAAGAGACAAAGGACAGUAAUGAGACAGCCUCUCCCACCGUGAGGCUGCCUUUCACGGUGGGAGAAGGCAAUGAAGCCUUCAGCUACGCAGAAACACUAGUUGAGGACCAAAGACUCCUCACUAGAGAAGUGCUUUAUGAGUGCAGCAAAUGUGGAAAAGCCUGUAGCCGAAGAUGUAACCUCAUUCAGUACCAGAAAGUCCACACUGGAGAAAGACCUUAUGAGUGUCAUGAAUGUGGGAAAUCUUCUAGCCAAAGCUAUAGCCUUAAUAGCCAUUGGAAAGUUCAUACUGGAGAAAAAGCUUAUGAAUACAGGGAAUGUGAAAAAUCUUUUACUCAAAGAUCCAACCUCAUACAUCAUCAGAAAGGUCAACCUGGAGAAAGGCUUUAUCAGCGUGGUGAUUGUGGAAAAUCCUUCAGCCGAAGCUCCAUGCUCAUUCACCACAGGAGACUUCAUACUGGAGAAAGGCCUUAUGAGUGCAGUAAAUGUGGGAAAUCCUUUAAGCAAAGCUCCAGUCUCAGUUCACAUCGAAAAGUCCACACAGGAGAAAGGCCUUAUAAGUGUAGAGAAUGUGGAAAAUCAUUUAGCUGCAAACCUCACCUCAUUAUCUACCUGAGAGUUCAUACUGGAGAAAAGCCUUAUGAAUGUCAAGAGUGUGAAAAAUCCUUUAGCUGCAAAUCGAACCUCAUUGAUCACCUAAGAGGUCACCCUGGAGAAAGGCCUUAUGAUUGUGGAGAGUGUGGGAAAUCCUUUAGUCAAAGAUCCAUCCUCCUUCAACAUCAGAGAAUGCAUAGUGGAGAAAGGCCUUAUGAUUGUGGAGAGUGUGGGAAAUCCUUUAGUCAAAGAUCCAUCUUCCUUCAACAUCAGAAAAUUCAUAGUGGAGAAAGGCCUUAUGGCUGCAAAGACUGUGGGAAGUCUUUCAGCCGAAAGUUCAGCCUCAUUUACCACUGGAGCAUUCACAGUGGGGAACGACCUCAUCAGUGAAGAGUGUGGAAAAUCACUUAGCUGCAAAUCUAACG